UCCUCGGCUCCGUAGCUCCCGCGGCGCGAGGCGCUCUCGCUCUCCUCCACCGCCCCUCCCCCCCGCGCAGCCGCCGCCGCCGCCGCCGCCGGCGUCCGGAGACCCCGACCCUCGUGCGCCCCUCCGGCCCCCGCCGAGAAGGAGAGGGCGAGCGAGCGGGCGAGCACGGCGCUCCCGGGCCGGCCCGGCCCCCCUGUCUUCGGCAUCGCCUGCCCUCCGCCGCCUUCCUUCGCUCCCACCUCCACUCCCCCCCCCACCCUACCGAGGAGAGGCCCCCUCCGGGGGGGGGGAGGCCCGGGGCCCGGAGCGGAUUCCCCCAACUCCCUCAGGCCCGCCCCCGCCCGGCCGACAGCGAGGAGGGCCCCGGCCGGCCCGCGUCGGGAGUGCGGAGGACCCCGGGCGGGCCCGCGGGCCGUCUGGGGCCUGCUGCGGCCCCGCCGGGUGUGUGAGGGAGGACAGGGGCCCGGCCCGGCCCGAGGGCGAGCGGAGGGGAGGGGCCUGGUCCGGGCCGGCCGGUGCGCGAGGACUGGGGCCGCGGCCCCGCUCGGCCUCCGCCGCCGCCGCCGCCGCCGCCGCCGCCACGAUGGCCCAGCAGCAGAUGACCAGCUCGCAGAAAGCCCUGAUGCUCGAGCUGAAAUCCCUGCAGGAGGAGCCGGUGGAGGGCUUCCGGAUCACCCUGGUGGAUGAGUCCGACCUUUACAACUGGGAGGUGGCCAUCUUCGGACCCCCUAACACCCUCUACGAAGGCGGCUACUUUAAGGCACAUAUUAAAUUUCCUAUUGACUACCCAUAUUCACCACCUACCUUCAGAUUCUUGACCAAAAUGUGGCACCCCAACAUUUAUGAGAAUGGAGAUGUGUGCAUUUCAAUUCUUCAUCCACCUGUAGAUGACCCACAGAGUGGAGAACUGCCCUCUGAAAGGUGGAACCCUACUCAGAAUGUGAGGACUAUCCUGUUAAGUGUAAUCUCACUGCUUAAUGAGCCCAACACCUUUUCUCCAGCCAAUGUGGAUGCUUCAGUUAUGUUCAGGAAGUGGAGGGACAGUAAAGGAAAAGACAAGGAAUACGCUGAGAUCAUUAGGAAACAAGUCUCAGCUACUAAGGCUGAAGCAGAAAAGGAUGGAGUGAAGGUCCCCACAACCCUGGCAGAGUACUGCAUCAAAACUAAAGUGCCUUCCAAUGACAACAGCUCAGAUUUGCUUUAUGACGACUUGUAUGACGACGACAUUGAUGACGAAGAUGAGGAGGAAGAAGACGCCGACUGCUAUGAUGACGACGAUUCUGGGAAUGAGGAGUCGUGACAUGUUCCUUCAGUGCCCUGUACUGCCCUGGCGCCUCAGGCCGAAGGGAAGGGAGCAAGUGGGGGUCUACAGUGGCCCCUCAGCAAAACUUAUUCAUGGGGUAGGGAAACAACACAGCUCCUGCUGACCCCUUCCAGAUCUCAGCUUGCUCCUUUUUAUGGACCUUUAAUGGAGAGAAAGUUCCCUCCACAGAAUGUCUGAAUUCUUGCAUUCUUUACCCUUCCAUCACUGUAUUGAUUCUUUUUUAAAAAACAGCCACCACCCCUCAAACUCCCACCUCACUUCAUCUCUGCAGAAUGUUCACAGCAAAACACGUUUGUCUCUUUUUACAUUCUUGAAGAAUUAGCCUGUUUAAGACAUUGUGUUUGAAGCUGGGAACCCACUGGGAGUCCACAAGUGCUGCAUAUAUUGGGUAGCAAAGGAAAAUGGGGGGGGAACACACACACACACAAAAAAAACAAAAAAACAACAAAAAAAACCCACAAAACAAACUUAAAAAAAAGCCGAUUUGCCAAGGUUUAGCUGCUCCUUUAUAUUAGUGCGUGUGCAUUUGUCCAGCCCUGUGGUGGUGAGUUUCGUUUUUCCCUUCCUAAGGCUGGGAUGCGGUGGGCAUCAGGGACUUGCUCUUGCUAAGUCUAAUGAAAUGUGCUGCCUCUAUGAGAUCGUCCCAACAUGGAGGCUGCAGCUACUCCGAGGAGAGAAAUCAGAUUUUGUUUUUUGGAAUUGAUUGGGAUCUAAAGCCUGAAAUAAAUAUUCAUACUUUACAUAGAA
This is a messenger RNA of Meriones unguiculatus (Mongolian gerbil), 2071 nucleotides long. It is a transcript of the gene Ube2r2, whose product is annotated as ubiquitin conjugating enzyme E2 R2. Bases 584 to 1300 code for a protein of 238 amino acids. The transcript is spliced from 5 exons. Gene Ontology annotation, molecular function: ubiquitin conjugating enzyme activity. The record is from RefSeq and is a predicted model, not a curated record. Lineage: Eukaryota; Metazoa; Chordata; Mammalia; Rodentia; Muridae. Gene Ontology annotation, biological process: ubiquitin-dependent protein catabolic process; protein polyubiquitination.